This is a messenger RNA of Sus scrofa (pig), 1848 nucleotides long. NCBI's taxonomy places the organism in Eukaryota, Metazoa, Chordata, Mammalia, Artiodactyla, Suidae. The record is from RefSeq and is a predicted model, not a curated record.
CACUCCUGAGUACCAGGCUACCAUUAUAUCUGAAAGAGCAUUUGAAAAAUGUAGCAUUACAAAACCCGGUCGAUGAGAACAAAGCAAAUUUAUUCAAAUUUCCUGCUUAAAUGAAGACAAUGAGUGGAAAAGAGAGAGAUCAGAAUGCUUUUGUGAAUACAAUCAAGAAGAGAUGUGGGCCCAUUCCAUGUCGUUGAUACAGAUUUUCGUACUAGAGUUCUCCGCAUCCCUCUGACUCCUGAACUUGAUUUCAGUCAAGUGCAUUUAGCAUUCCUUUCCCAGGCUUUUCUGUGAAGCGGUGUCUGAGGCUCAGGCCCCCUCGUUUAAAGUCUAGUUGGCAUCAGUACAUCAGGAUAGUUUAAAAUCAUCUCAGAGUCUUGACCUCAAGAACACCCGCCCUCUGGGAGAGAGCUGUACCUGCACCAGGAGGAUGGGCAAUCACACCGCCGUGAGCACCUUCCUUCUGUGGGGCUUUUCCAGUUUCCCAGGCCUGCAGACUCUCCUCUUUGUGACGAUUCUCUUCUCCCACGCUACCAUCCUUGCUGCAAAUGCGUCUGUAAUGGUGGCCAUCAAGUGCACGCACAACCUUCACACCCCCCUGUACUUUCUGCUCGGUGGUCUGUCCUUUUCAGAAACCUGCACCACUAUGGCAAUUAUCCCCCGACUGCUGGUGGAUCUCCUGUCAGAAAGCAAGACCCUUUCUCUCUCAGAGUGUGCCACACAGAUGCUUUUCUUCUUUGGCUUGGGAGCCAACAACUGCUUCAUCAUGUCUGCCAUGUCCUAUGACCGUUACACUGCCAUCCGCAACCCGCUGCACUAUGCCACCCUGAUGACCCCAAAGGUCUGCUUCCAGCUGAUGACGGCCUCUUGGGUGGCUGGGUUCCUGGUUUCUCUGUGCAUUGUCGUCAUCAUAUUCAACCUGUCUUUCUGUGACUCCAACGUCAUCCAGCACUUCUUUUGUGACAUCUCACCUGUGAUGUGCCUUGCUUGUGACUAUACUCUCUACCAUGAAAUGGCUAUAUUUGUGUUCUCCGCCUUUGUGUUGGGGGGCAGCUUUAUCCUAAUUAUGAUUUCCUACGUCUUCAUUGGGUCCGUAGUUAUGAAGGUGCCUUCUGCCACGGGGAGGUGUAAGGCCUUCUCCACCUGCUCCUCCCACCUGACCGUGGUGUGCAUACACUAUGCAUUUGCUGGCUUUGUCUAUCUGAGGCCCAAGGACAGGGACUCCCCCCGUGAAGAUAUGCUGAUGGCUGUGGCAUACACAAUACUGACACCUCUGCUUAAUCCCAUUGUUUACAGUCUAAGAAACAAAGAAAUGCAGGUAGCCCUAAGGAAGGUACUAGAUAAGAAAGUUCACCCCUCAGAUGGUUAAUGAAAGAAUCCUGAGCCCUUAAAAACUACAGAUUGCUGGAAAAUAAAAGUGAGAAAGCAGAAUACUUCCAAUGAAAUAAUCACUUUGUGUACCAAGCAAUUAAAAUGUAAUCUAUUUACCUGAUUAUGCCCUGGCAUCACCAUUUUUCCAGGGCAAACAGGAUACAGUUUUAAAUAUUUUUCAGUUAACACUUAUCCUUCUGAAACUAUUCCAAGAAGUGGCAGAGAAAGGAACACCACCAUGUUCAUUCUAUCAGGCGACCAUCUCCCUGAUACCAAACCAAAGAUGUCAUCAAAAACUAUAGCCCAAUACUGCUGGCAAGCAGAGACACAAAACUCCUUAACAAAAUAUUAACAAAUAGAAUUCAACUGUGCAUUCAAAAGAUUGUACACAUACACCAUGAUCAAGUGGAAUUUAUCCCAGGGAUGCAAGGAUUCUCAAUAUCCACCCAUCAAUCCGUGCAACACACUCUAUUAACA